This is a messenger RNA of Dichomitus squalens LYAD-421 SS1, 2223 nucleotides long. RefSeq names its product glycogen synthase. Lineage: Eukaryota; Fungi; Basidiomycota; Agaricomycetes; Polyporales; Polyporaceae. The transcript has 7 exons. Gene Ontology annotation, biological process: glycogen biosynthetic process. The record is from RefSeq and is a predicted model, not a curated record. Gene Ontology annotation, molecular function: alpha-1,4-glucan glucosyltransferase (UDP-glucose donor) activity. The coding region runs from base 1 to 2223 and encodes 740 amino acids. Gene Ontology annotation, cellular component: cytoplasm.
AUGUCGGAGGUCAAGCGUGACGUUCACAACCAUCUCCUCUUCGAGUGCGCCUGGGAGGUCGCGAACAAGGUCGGCGGCAUCUACACCGUCAUCAAGACCAAGGUCCCCGUCACCGUAUCAGAGUAUGGCGAUCGUUACACCCUCAUCGGCCCUCUCUCCUACAAGACCGCACCCAUGGAGGUCGAAGCCCAGGAACCCACCGACCCUCAUCUCGCCGCAACCCUCGACAGCAUGCGCGCCGCCGGUGUCAAGAUCCUCUACGGCCGCUGGCUUAUCGAAGGCGCCCCCAACGUCCUCCUCUUCGACACAGGCAGCCAGUACUCUCGUCUCGACGAGUGGAAAGGCGACCUCUGGAAUCUCGCAGGUAUCCCCACCCCACCAAGCGACCACGAAACGAACGAGACCAUCAUCUUCGGCUACAUCGUCGCCUGGUUCCUUGGAGAGUACGUCGCUCGGCAGCUUGACAAGGCCGUCAUCGCGCACUUCCACGAGUGGCAAGCGGGUCUCGCCAUCCCGCUUUGCCGCAAGCGCCACAUAGACGUCACCACCGUAUUCACCACACACGCGACUCUGCUCGGACGGUAUCUCUGUGCGGGUUCGGUCGAUUUCUACAACAAUCUGCAGUACUUCGACGUGGAUCACGAGGCAGGCAAGCGCGGCAUCUAUCACAGGUAUUGCAUCGAGCGCUCCUCCGCUCACUGUGCGGAUGUCUUCACUACGGUUUCGCAUAUCACCGCGUAUGAGAGCGAGCACUUGCUCAAGCGGAAGCCGGAUGGCGUUCUCCCGAACGGUCUCAACGUCAUCAAGUUCCAGGCGAUGCACGAGUUCCAGAACCUGCACUCUAGGGCGAAGGAGAAGAUCAACGACUUCGUCCGGGGACAUUUUUAUGGCCACUACGACUUCGAUAUCGACAACACGCUCUACAUGUUCACCGCUGGUCGCUACGAGUACCGUAACAAGGGUGUUGAUAUGUUCAUCGAGUCUCUAGCCCGCCUGAACUACCGUCUACAAAAGUCUGGGUCCAAGAUUUCCGUCGUCGCGUUCAUCAUCAUGCCUGCGUCCACCCACUCGUACACUAUCGAUGCGCUCAAAGGCCAGGCUGUCACCAAGCAGCUUCGGGAUACGGUUACCGAAAUUCAGAAUCGCAUUGGACAACGACUUUUCGAACAUGCUAUGCGCUCCAACGGCGAGCAUGCGACACUCCCUACGCCGGAUGAUCUCCUGUCCGACGAGGAUAAGGUUCUGCUGAAGCGUCGCAUCUUCGCUCUCAAGCGCAAUGCUCUCCCGCCUGUGACAACUCACAACAUGACCGACGACCACAACGACCCUAUCUUGAACCAGAUCCGUCGUGUUCAGCUGUUCAAUCACUCGCAUGACCGCGUUAAGGUCGUGUUCCACCCUGACUUCCUGAGUAGCAACAACCCCAUUCUUGGUAUGGACUACGAAGAGUUUGUCCGUGGUUGCCAUUUGGGUGUCUUCCCGUCGUACUACGAGCCCUGGGGAUAUACCCCUGCGGAGUGCACAGUCAUGGGUAUCCCCUCCAUCACGACGAACCUCUCCGGCUUCGGCUGCUUCAUACAAGACCUCAUCGAGCGUCCCCAGGACGAAGGCUGCUACAUCAUCGACCGUCGCUCCCAGUCCGUCGAGGAUUCAGUGAACCAGCUCACCGACUACAUGUUCUCCUUCUGUGGCAAGACCCGCCGGCAGCGCAUCAACCAGCGCAACCGCGUAGAGCGCCUCUCUCCCCUGCUCGACUGGAAGAACCUCGGCAUCGAGUACUCGAAGGCGCGCCAGCUUGCGCUCCGUCGGGCGUACCCCGACGCGUUCUACGGCGUGGGUGGCGAGCCUGGUGAAGAGGAGGAUCUCGACUUCGGCAUGGAGCGCAUGACGCUGCCCAUCAGCGUCCCCGCGAGUCCGCGCUACAAGAUGUCCGGCAUCGCGACUCCAGGGGACAUCGGUACUCUCACGGAGGAGAUGCAGGCCCUAGGCACCAGCGACUACCGUGGCUACCAGUGGCCGUCGCAGCAGGACGAUGAAGAGGAGGGCUAUCCCUUCCCGCUCGUUAUGAAGGUCCGUUCGCGCGCGAACUCGGUCAUGUCGGGUGCCAGCACGCCCGGAGGGGGUCGCUCGAAGAGCUUGAGCGACACCGACCUUCGCAAGGCCGAUGCAGCGCUGAGCAACGUCAACGAGUCGCAAACGAACGGUGUCAACGGUCACCAUUGA